UUGUGGCAAGCUAACUAUUGCUAGCUGCAAGUUCAACCGGGAUGAGAGAGGGAACAGCCAGGUUCUUUAUUUUCAGCCUCCCAGGUCAGAAGAGUCAUGCGGACAGCGGGAGUAUUAGUAGCUGAGAGUUUGGUGCUUCGUGGUCGGGUUUCGGUGGAGCAGAGACGACGCCCCGACUGCUGGAUUAGCCAGGAGCCGCCGCCAUUACCAGUCGACGCUAGCUAGCUAGCUAUUAGCACCAACGAAGGCCUUCAGGGCCUGGGGCAAUGCAUUCACUGGCUCAGGAAAUUCAGGGCUUCUCCAAAAACCUCCUGAAGAAGCAGUCCACACGCGUCACCACGGUGACGGGCAGGAAGUUGCUGGAAAAGAGGUGUGAUGGAGCAGAGGGUGAGGUGGAGCAGGUGGAGGAGCUGGAAGAGGAAGGCGGGUGUGGAUUUGUAGAAGAUACUAGCCUUGAUCUUCAAGUCGGGGUAGUCAGACCCUUUCUGCUGCUAGCCUCUCAGGAUGCAGCCCACGACAUCGACACCAUGCAGAGAUUUAAGGUGUCCCAUGUGCUAAACGUGGCCUAUGGAGUCACCAACCUGUUUCCAGAUCAGGUGGUCUAUAAGACGCUUCAGAUCCUGGACCUUCCAGAGACUGACCUCUCGUCUCAUCUGGAGGAAUGCAGCUCCUAUAUAGACCAGGCCAAAAAGCAGAUGAUCAACAACCGAAUGUUACAGCUGGGCCAAACCAUGAAGGAGAAGACGACAGGAAGUGAAAUCUUUCUUUUUUUAGGAAAACCAGAAAUAACAGGUUUCCAGAGGAACAAAGAGAAGCCAAAUGACGCUUCCAGCUGUGAUUCCUCCAAAUGUGUCGCCACGGGAAACACGACAAGCAUUUAUUAGAACGAGAUAAUUGUUUUUAAAUGACACAAAAUGUAUUUACUCACUUAACAUUUAUUGUAUCUGGCUAGGUGAGGCAGCAGGCUUUGGUUUUCUGUCACAGCCUCAGUAUACGGACGUUUUUUGUUUCUGUCUCUUUUUUUAAUAAAUCAUGACGGGUAAAUAUGUUUGUCUCUCAUGCUGAAUUUCUGGUUCACACUGUCUAAUUAUCUUCUUAUUAGCAAUGCAAAAGAAUGCCAGGGACAGACAAUUUCACCAAAAGCAACUUUUCUAAACCUAAAAUGCUAAAGAAAACAUGAGAAUUUGAAGGUAAAGAUUCUCUUUAAACAACUGAUUGUUAAAGCUUUAUUACAUAUCUUAUAUAUUAAUAUAUAUAUUAAGGCUGAAACACUUCACAGGAAACUGGAUUAUUAUGGGAA
Messenger RNA from Xiphophorus couchianus (Monterrey platyfish), 1300 nucleotides. RefSeq names its product dual specificity protein phosphatase 19-like. Gene Ontology annotation, molecular function: JUN kinase phosphatase activity. Gene Ontology annotation, biological process: regulation of MAP kinase activity; protein dephosphorylation. The record is from RefSeq and is a predicted model, not a curated record. Bases 267 to 884 code for a protein of 205 amino acids. Lineage: Eukaryota; Metazoa; Chordata; Actinopteri; Cyprinodontiformes; Poeciliidae. Gene Ontology annotation, cellular component: cytoplasm. The transcript has 6 exons.